This is a messenger RNA of Elaeis guineensis (African oil palm), 2676 nucleotides long. Its product is annotated as RING-H2 finger protein ATL43-like. The record is from RefSeq and is a predicted model, not a curated record. Lineage: Eukaryota; Viridiplantae; Streptophyta; Magnoliopsida; Arecales; Arecaceae.
ACUCCAGCACUCACAUGUUCGCUUUUUAAACCUGUGCCAUUUUUAAAGCAGCAUUGCUCCUCGAUAUCCCCUUCACCCGACUCCUGUUCCCAAUCUACCCUUCCCGCCUCUCCCCAUUUCCAACCAUUCAACCCUGGUCCAAUUCGUAAUUUCGCCCGAAAAUCCGGCACGAAAAGAGUGAGUCCACGCUCGCCGUAUUCUUAAAUGCCGUUAAAUGCUCGAAACCGGGCUUGCCUUCCGACGCCUGCUUCCUCUCGGGUGGCGGUGCUGCGACAUCAGCCGUGCCGGUCACCGGAUUCCCGGGACCUAUUCCUAACUCCUUCCUUCCCGUAAGCCGUUACAAGCCGCGACGCACCGGUCUUACCCUCACCGCGAAAAGAAAUAUAAUAAGAAGGAAAGAAAGAAAGAAGAAAAGAGCAACACCGCCGGAGUCCAGCCUCCGCCCUUAUAUAUAACCCUCUCUCAACCUCCAUCCCCUCGUUUCUGAGAGAGAAGCAUCGGAGGAUAUGGGUCUCUACCGGAACCUGGGGCUCUGCUUCUCCCACCUGCCACGGCUCCUCGUAGAGGAAGACGCCACCUCUGCAGCCGCCGCCGCCGCCGCCGCUUUGGCGGACUCCGUCACCACCACGGGCCCCUCUCCCUUCCCUUCUCCGCCGUCGGCCAGGUCAUCCUCCGUCGUCCCCUUUCGGCCCAGUAUCGCAGUCAUCGUCGGCGUCCUCACCACCAUGUUCUCCCUCACCUUCCUCCUCCUCCUAUACGCGAAGCAUCGCAAGCAGACCUCCGCUGGCUUAGGCGGCGGCGGCGGAGUCGUCCCGGGGUUCCCGGCCGCCGCCGUGCGGCGGAACUCAGGGGUGGAGCGAACGGUGGUGGAGUCGCUGCCGGUAUUCCGGUUCGGGUCGCUCAGCGGCCACAAAGAGGGGCUGGAGUGCGCUGUGUGCUUGAACCGGUUCGAGCCGGUGGAGGCGCUCCGGCUCCUCCCCAAGUGCCGCCACGCCUUCCACGUCGAGUGCGUCGACACCUGGCUCGACGCCCACUCCACCUGCCCCCUCUGCCGCGUCCGCGUCGACCCCGAGGACGUCCUCCUCGUCCCCCGGCCGGACCCCAACCCUCCCUCCUCCGGCUGUGGAGGUAAGCCACCGCGAGACAGCAAGACCACUGGCGACGACACGACCGCGAACCCGACGCCAUAUGGCCGGCGAAUCUCCGGCCGGCACUCCUCCGCCGGCGAGAAGUGUAGCAACUCGCUUCAGAUCGUCGUCCAUCGGGCCGACCCUGCCAACAGGAUGUCGGCGGAUUGUGCGGUCGCACGCGGCGGCGCAGCCGGCGGCAGUUUCGAACCAGAAAGGGGGAAGGUCCGGAAGGACGGGCUUCUCUUGCCGGUUGACAGGCAGGAGUUCGAUCGGCGGUACAGUCACCGGAUCGUGGUCUCGGACGGUGACGGGAUGCAGGAGAGAUGGAGCGAUCUGCGACCGUCGGAUCUUCUGUUUUUGCGAUCGGAGAUGAUCAUUACCGAUAGUGGAAGGUUCUCGGCGUCCCGAGCGGGACGGGCGUCGGGGUCCUCGACGGGCGGGGGCAGAGACGUAAUUAGCGCGCGAUGUGCGUCCGAGAUCACGGGGCGGAGGCGGCCCCCGAUUCGAGCUCACAGCGGCGGCGGCGGCGGCGCGCGACGGGAGGUGGAGGAGGAGCGGACGAUGAGGAGGUGGUUGGGCUUCGCGGCGAAGCGCAGGGCGCGGUGGCUCGGGAGCCGGGAUGGCGCCAACGAGUUGAGCACCUAGUUUCUGAAGAAUUUUUCUUUUCUUUUUUUUUUUCCUUUUGACGGAAAUGCCUACGGACUAGUGUAUUUAUUUGCGAGAGGAUGCCACGCAACGAGGCGGGUGGAUCUUUUUGAGAGAGACCCUGGUGGCUGGUCGAGGCGGACAAGUGAGGGAUUCUCGAGCAGUCUCCCGUGAUGGAGGUUUUUAAUCGUUACCGGGUGCGCAUGUUGGUUGGGAACGUGGCUGCCUUGUCAUCGACCAUCAAAAAACGUGCUCCAUAUGUAUGCAGGUCGUACUUACAUGAUAUCUUAUUUGAUGGUCAUCCAUCUUUUAAUUAGGGAUAUCCAUGGUUGUAUAGUAUUCUCAGUCCCAUGGCUGCACCACAAAGAAUUCAUACUUGGUUGAAGGUAGGGAAGAGCUUGGAGAGCUCCAUCAUCAGCUCGAUGGUCGUGAUCCUAGAAGACUGGUAAGUGAAUAAGAUCCAAUGGUUGGAAAGUGAUGGGAGAUGCGGUGGCACUUGGUUUCAGGUCUCGAUGAGAAAAGUUGAGAUGGGUCGGUGGAGAGUCGGAUAGGUCCAUUCCAAGUUGAUGUCGGUCCCAUGGAGAAAUAGCGGGAGCCAGCAGCCCUCGAACAUUACAAAUCGCAUUUCUUGGUAUUUGAUUCAUGUCAACGAACAUGCAUGAUACUACCAACUUCGGAAAUGUAUAUUUAGUGUAUGAUGUAUGAUCAAGAAAGUUGGUGCAGUUUCAAUGGCAGCAUGAUGCUGUUUGUAUUUUUUUUGGUAAAUUUUUUUUUUUUUUUGGUAGAAAGCAUGAUGCUGUUUGUUGCAGUCAGGUAUAUGCAUAGUAGGAUAAUAGUUAAGAUGUGAAAUAUUUAACUUCCAAUUUUAAAAUUUAGGAUUGCGGGGUUGAUUGUGUGCUAA